Molecule: messenger RNA, 1448 nt
Organism: Tuber aestivum (summer truffle)
Lineage: Eukaryota; Fungi; Ascomycota; Pezizomycetes; Pezizales; Tuberaceae
Source: the annotation of a GenBank genome assembly
AUGGCCACGCAGGUUAGCUUUACUUAUUACGCUAGUUUUCCUCUUUGCCGAAUCCCCCUUUCAUUAUCAAGUCUCUCCAAUUAUUUCUAUCUUGGAAGCUGAUUGACUAACCAAACCAAGGAAGUUCUCGAAUUCUUCAGCUGCAAUGAAUCUACGGGAGAGGACAAGGCUGUGUUUGACCCCGUUGAUGGGGAACUGACUGGGGUAACUGGUAAUCUUGUCCAGGUAUUCAGGUGCAUAUGCUAAUAUAACCGCCGUAGUCUGAGUCAGAAGCAGAAGAGAUUGUCCAGGUAACCACAGGGUUCCGCCCUUCUGCAAUUCGUGAGAAAGAUGACUCAAAUAUCCGUCAAGCAGAGGAUUUCGGCUUCUGCAGAGGAAAAUGGCAAAGCAACUCAGGGUACGAAGAAGCGCCAAGUCCGAGUUCCGGUCUCAAUGAGAGAAACAAAAAGCCUCAAGGGGCGACAUUGAGUCAAGGGAGAGAGCUGACAUCACAAUAGAUGAGGUAGAGUCCCAGGAUGAAUGUUCAUCAUCCUCGGACGGCGAAGGGGACGAAGAGCAGGUGGGCUCCUCUUGGGGGCUGUCUAGUGGGUUUGAUAGUGCCCAAGCGGUUGAAACUACUGGAGCUGAGAACUCCAAACGGAAGAGAGGAGAGGAGGAUGAAGAUAAUAGCGGAUCCACGGAUGAUGAAUCUGGUGAGAACGAUGAUCAGGCAGCAUUGCUGGAUGAGGCGGUACGUCCGGAUUUCUAUAUCUCUUGGCCACAGCCCCACUUAAUUGUUUGGCUGACUUUUUCAUCCUUUAUAGGAGUCGCCUCUAGGAGCUCGCCCUUCUUUAAAGAAAAAGAGAAAGUCAACAGCCGAGGAGAAAUCUGUUUCGACACUAACUCCACCGCCAACCCCGAAGGAACCCAAGGCAGAAAAAACUGUUAAGGGGUCUGAAAGAGGAGAUGAAGUAGCCAAUGUCAAAGAUACUGGCACGAAUGUCGGGGGACCUUCCGUGGGGGGUCCUCAACCAAAGCCAAAACGUGGAAGGAAGAAAAAGCAAGCCGGCGCGAUGGUUGUGAAGGUAUUUGCUAUACAAUAUUUUCAUUUUUCUCCUCAUCGAGGGAGAAUAUGGGUUCUGGUCAACUUCUAACCUUAUCUGUAGCAGGGGGUAUCGUCAUCCCCCGCGAAGCCCAGAGGUCGCCCUAGAAAGAUAGUUAGUAAGGACCCUAAGACUCCGAACAACGGAGAUGUGCCCCCCCGAGGACAGAGUAAAUCAGCAGAAGGAGGGGGUAUAACUGCGGGUGAGAUUGGGAUAAUAUUCGAUACGUUGACGGCUGAGGCAGAUUGGCCUGCCAUUGUAGCCAAGACGAACGCUCUAGUAGGGCUCAAGCGACUUGGGCAAAAUGUUUCAAAGCAUUGGAAAACCAUUGCUAAAAAGAGGCUGCUGGAUACAUACGGUGCUUGA